Exaiptasia diaphana is the source of this 2298-nucleotide messenger RNA. RefSeq lists its product as uncharacterized. The transcript has a single exon. NCBI's taxonomy places the organism in Eukaryota, Metazoa, Cnidaria, Anthozoa, Actiniaria, Aiptasiidae. The record is from RefSeq and is a predicted model, not a curated record. The coding region runs from base 1 to 2298 and encodes 765 amino acids.
AUGGCUAAACCUAUCGCGAGGUUUGUUCGUUUGUACCCUGUUUCCUACAAAGGCUGGAAGGCGAUUAGGAUGGAGUUGUAUGGACUCUACAUCGACAAUUGCAAACUACCUUUGGGACUUGAAAACUAUGGUAUUGAUGAAAACCAAAUCUCGACAAACCAUCAAGGUCGACUACACGGUUUGUCGUCUUGGACACCGUCAAACAACGAGAAACACAUGCAUGUUGACCUCGGUGAAAUGAAGUUUGUAACAGGUGUUGCAACGCAGGGAGACCCCCAUUUGUCUAUGUGGGUGAAGUCUUUCAUCCUGGAGUUCAAAUCAGUAAGUGAGGAGUGGUAUGAGUAUACAUCAGGUGAAGAUGAGGAGUCGUUUACAGGAAAUGUGGACAAUACAAGAAUUGUGGUUCAUUGGUUUCAUGUCAAACAUCACAUCAGAUACGUUAGAAUUACACCCAAGACAUGGCAUCAACGAAUCGCCUUACGUCUAGAGAUAUAUGGCUGUGGAAGUCCAUGCGAAAGUCAACCAAUAGAACAUUUUAAUAGAGAAAUCGUUACAGGCAUCUCACUGCCUGAUGGUAAUGCUAACAAUUCAAGUCUGGAGCGGGAUAUAUUUUGUUUCAGCGAUAACAUAGACAAUCAACAAGUGGAUGUAGGGAUUCCAUAUUUGUUAUGUGCAUUAUCGAUAUCAAGUACCGGCAGUGAUUACUGGAGCGAGGUCGCUUACACACUUCAAACUUCGGUGGACGGAAAAACAUGGACUGAAAAAAUGCAAGAUAGCGAACAAACUAAAAUGAAAUCAUUAUUCUCGCAGGACAAUUUAGUACACAARAAAGUUUUACAUACUCGUAUCACCGCAAGGUAUUUGAGGAUCUCGAUCCGUUCCUCUAGACUGAGAUGCAUGAAAGUGAAGUUAUAUGGUGUUAGUGUUGAUACCUGUUCAAAAUCGAUCGCUGGUGCUAGUUCUACAGGACAACUGGCUUAUUACCGCUUUACAGCAAGCUCCCAGGCAGAGCAGGCUCGUGGCCCUGCACAUGGUAGGUUAUUUGGCCCGUCUUGCUGGUCGCCUAAAACAAACUACAAGUCAGAUUACCUGCAAGUUGACCUAGGCGACCCAUGGACAAUUUGCGCUGUAGCUUCGCAGGGAUGUCAAAGGGAAAAGGUAUUGUUUUACAACAUAGAAUUCUCGAUGAAUGGGCUCCUAUGGACAUUUUACAAAAGCAUAUCUAAUAGAUUAGUGCUGCGUCAAUAUGGUAAUAUUACCAGGAACGUGCUGGCCAAUCCCGUGUCUGCCAGGUUUGUACGGUUUUACCCUUUGACAUWCUUAAAUAAAAAAUCAAUGAAAAUAGAAAUCUAUGGAUCACGGCAGUCAUUGCACGGGUCUUUAGGGAUAGAACAACGGCAGGGAGUCCGAUAUAUAUCAGAUAAACAAAUAUCCGUAUCAGAGAUAUUGGACUCCGMGCAUGCAGGAAGACAAGCUCGAUUGUAUGGUCUUUCAAGUUGGUGUACUAAACAAUUCCACAAUCCUUAUUUCCAAGUUGAUUUGCGUUCACCUAUGCAAGUGGCUGGCAUAGCAACACAAGGGGAUUCUGCCAGCGGUUAUUACAUUCAAAGAUAUGACCUCCAAUACUCGUUCACUAGCGACUACUGGAGAAUCAUUGAUGCAUUGAACGGUAACCAUGAUAGCAAUAAUAUUCACGUAGAAUGGUUUAAUCCGUCAAUAGGGGCUCGUUACAUUCGUCUUGUACCCACAAGGUGGCAUGGAAUUAUUUGUUUGCGAAUGGAUCUUUAUGGUAAUGCCAAYGCUCCACCUCCCGUUAUCACAGUUUACAACGUGAUUGGUCAGCUUUUACCUAUGUCAUCGUCUUACGUCACCAUUCAGUGUGUAUCGUACGCAGCACACUUCAUGCAACUGAAGUGGUUUUUCAACGGAAGUGACAUCACUAAGAGAUCACGUGGGCAAAUCUACAGUAGAGGAAAACUCAUCAGCUACUUACAAGUUAAUUAUACAAGUGAGAUCGCGGAUCGAUGUGCAGAACGUGACAUUUGUUCACUUGUAUAUGUUUGUCAAGGAAAAUAUAAAGACAGUUGGGGUGAAAGAAAGGAUAAUGAAAUAGUAAUCGAUAUGAGAAAAGCAAUGACUUCAUUGAAGCCAGAACACAGCUCAAAUACACCAACCAUUAAGCAAAUAGUAAUAUCCCCAAACCCUGUCAAUAUCCAAACUAAUACAAGUCUGUCACUGGRAUUAUUUUGUUUUUCAUUCCUUAUUAGUGCCACCAUUGUAAUUGUACGGUACUUGUAA